Molecule: messenger RNA, 2259 nt
Organism: Manacus vitellinus (golden-collared manakin)
Lineage: Eukaryota; Metazoa; Chordata; Aves; Passeriformes; Pipridae
Gene: LARP7
Product: La ribonucleoprotein domain family member 7
Exons: 13
Coding region: 22-1803 (593 amino acids)
Biological process (GO): RNA processing
Cellular component (GO): nucleus
Molecular function (GO): mRNA binding
Source: RefSeq, a predicted model, not a curated record
GGCGGCGACGACGACGGCAGGAUGACAGGAAUGGAGACUGAAACAGCGAGAGACAAAGCCAUGGAAGAAGAAAGCACUGAACAGAAAAAGGAGAGGGAGAAGAAGAAGAGGUCAAGGGUCAAACAGGUGCUGGCAGAUAUAGCCAAGCAAGUGGAUUUCUGGUUUGGGGAUGUAAAUCUCCACAAAGACAGAUUUCUCCGGGAACAAAUAGAGAAGUCCAGAGAUGGGUAUGUUGACAUAUCACUUCUUGUUUCUUUCAACAAGAUGAAAAAAUUAACCACUGAUGGGAAGCUGAUCGCUCGGGCAGUUAAAAGCUCCUCUGUUGUGGAGCUGGACUUGGAAGGAACCAGAAUCAGAAGACGCCAACCACUGGGUGAGAGGCCAAAGGAUGUGGACAGUCGGACUGUCUAUGUGGAGCUGCUUCCCAAAAAUGUCAAUCACAGUUGGAUCGAGAGGGUGUUUGGCAAGUGUGGUAACGUGGUUUAUGUCAGUAUUCCCCGGUACAAAACUACUGGGGACCCCAAGGGCUUUGCUUUUGUGGAAUUUGAAACUAAAGAGCAAGCAGAGAAAGCUAUUGAGUUUUUGAAUAAUCCACCCGAAGAAGCACCACGGAAACCUGGGAUUUUCCCCAAAACAGUGAAGAAUAAGCCUGUUCCUACACUGAACACAAGUGACAACACUGUAGUAGAGGAGAAGAAAAAGAAGAAAAAAAAGAAAUCGAAAAUGAAGAAAGAGAACAAUGCACAGGCAGCUGCAGAGCCCAAGGAAUCAAACACCAGCACUACAACGGAACCAACACCCAAACCAAAAAGACACAGGACUCCAUCUGAGUGUUCUGAAAUGGAGGCAACUGAGACUCCAAGGCAGCCCUCCAGGAGGGAGAAAAGGAAAUGGGACAAAGCAGACAAUUCAGAGGUAACUUGUGAAAGCAGGCCUGGGAAGAGAAAAAGAACCAACUCAGGAGAUGGGGAGACAACAGCUCCAAAAGUCAAGAAAACUGCUGAAAAGGAUGAAGCUGAACCAGUAAAAGAAGAAAUAACAGAAGCUCCAAAGGAUUCCAAUGGUAAAGAAGUUUCUGCAGAAGAAGACAAAGAUAAAAAAGACACAUCCCUUUCCAAAGCUAAAAGGAAACACAAGAAGAAACACAAGGAAAGGCACAAAAUGGAGGAAGAAGUCAUCCCCCUCAGAGUACUGUCCAAGACCGAGUGGAUGGGACUGAAGCAAGAAUAUUUGGCCCUGCAGAAAGCCAGUAUGGCCUCCCUAAAGAAAACCAUGUCUCAAAUCAAACCCGAGCCCGCGGGGGAGAUGGAAACGGAAUCCUGCGCCCAGAAAGCGGAAAAUCACAAAACAGCCACCAGUGAAGACGGUGCCCCUCCUGCCAAGGCCAACACAAUGGGGCCUCAGUUCGUCAGCGGAGUAAUUGUGAAGAUCAUUAGCACCGAGCCCCUGCCGGGCAGGAAGCACAUCAAGGAUGCUCUGGCAGUGCUGGCUGAGGUGGCUUAUGUUGACAUGCUGGAGGGAGACACGGAAUGUCACGUCCGCUUCAAGACUCCCGAGGAUGCCCAGACUGUCCUGAAAUCCCACAAAGAGAUCCAGAUCAAAAACAACUGCAAAUUCGAAGUUCUCACUGGUGACAAUGAACAACGUUACUGGCAGAAGAUUUUAGUGGACAGACAAGCUAAACUAAACCAACCUCGAGAAAAGAAGAGGGGUACUGAGAAGUUGAUUGCCAAGGCUGAGAGGAUGAGACUGGAGAAGACUCAGCAGACAAGCAAACACAUUCGCUUCACUGAUGACAACUAACCAGGACUGAUGAUCUUGGAGUGUGAACUGCAGGUAUUUCAAACAAACCUACCAAAAAAAAACCAGCCCCCCCACAGCCACCACUGCUUCCAGCAACUAAACCCGGGCCCCCGGAGCCAGAACUCUGCAGACUGCAAGUGUGAAGAUGGGUCUGAACCCCCAUUUUUGAACAGGCUGAAUGUUCACUGCUUCUGAGCCUUUCUAGGUAAAGCUUUCUGGAAAAUGUGUAUGACAAGAUUUUUGCUUUAGUUCACUUCUGGGGUUGUUUUUUUUUUGUUGUUGUUGUUCUGUUAUUUUUUUUUGUUUGUUUCUUUGUUUGGAAUUUUUUUUUGUAUGUUGAAGUUUUAUACACUAGGUUAUAAAAUAAAACGCUUGAGAAAAUUUCAGCUGUGUAUCUCUAAUUCUUCCAUUUGCUUUAUGCCACCAUAAAUAAUAAAAGUGGUUAAUGCUGCAUAA